Messenger RNA from Ctenopharyngodon idella (grass carp), 5212 nucleotides. RefSeq names its product sperm associated antigen 5 (gene spag5). The transcript has 26 exons. The coding region runs from base 203 to 4963 and encodes 1586 amino acids. The record is from RefSeq and is a predicted model, not a curated record. Gene Ontology annotation, biological process: regulation of attachment of spindle microtubules to kinetochore; cell division. Lineage: Eukaryota; Metazoa; Chordata; Actinopteri; Cypriniformes; Xenocyprididae.
AAUAAACCAAAGAAGAAAUGCGUUUCCGUAUGUUACGCGGUGGUUUUACCCAAUGAGGUGGUUGUGCGUUUUAUUUUGAACGUCGUAGUGGCGGUUAAGUCGAUAACCUUGUUUUUUUUAGUACUCAAGUCAGACUCAGAAUCAAAAUAAACAGUAACGUUAAUAGAGCGCUUAUGAGACGCAAAGAAAUUAAUCUAAAAACAUGUCAUCUGUCAGUGGCUUGUCAAACCCCAAAUCAGAGAGAGUCCCGCUCAGAGAUGUACAGAAUGAACUGCUGAAUUUGCAGGACUCUCCAACUCUGAUGCUUAAACAUGUGUCAAAGCAUGAGAGGGACUCUAAAAUGAAGCAGCAUGAAGUUGUCCCUGAUGAAAAUCUAAGCUUAACUAUCACAACAGAGGUCCAUAAUGAUGAUGUUGGUGCCACUGAUGAACAUCAAGAUGUUAUAUUAAAAUCCUUUGUGUGUCUUCAAGGAGAAGUCGUAGUUGAGGAUGAAUCUUUAAAGUCAGAUGAGUCUGUUCUCAUCAGUCGUCUGGCACUGAAGGAUAAUGACCCUCUUCAAAGUGACCCAAAUGAAACUGCUGAAGCCGAGGGCACGGAGGAUAAUCAGACCAGUCAAGAGCAUGUUGAUCAUCCAUACUAUUAUAGGAGUAGAUCUACUGGUUCAGAUGCUUCAUCUAUACUGUAUCAGGGGGAAGAGGUUUCCACCUGUGAGCUGGGAAAUGUCACAUUCAAAUCCCUCAUGUGCUUAGGUGGAGAGAUUCAGGUUUCAGAUUGCUCCGCCAUCUCUGAUGAAUCGAUUCUCAUAAAGGAUCUAACAUCAGGAAAUCACUCACAAUGUAAAAAUACUCCUGUUUCUGAAGUGGACACAGAGGCUGUAUCAGUAAACCCUCAACCUUUGGGCCAUUCUUACUGUAUUUGGAAAAACCAUUUGUCUUUAUGUGAAGAUAGUAGCACCAUCAGUACAGUCAAUGCUGAAGAUGCUUCUCUUUCAACUUUCGGAGACAUUGGAGGUACUCAAUGCAAGACUAAAAAUCUAAACAAUCACAAGCACACUGAGCUCGCUGAAGGAUAUCAUGACGUGUCAUGCAGAAAAGAAGAGAUCACAUUUAAAAGCUUGUGUUGUUCUGGGGUUGAAAUAGAAAUUGCUGAUUUAUCCAAGGUGUCAGAAAUGUCUGUGCUCAUAGAAAAUCUUGCUGAAGAACAAAGUCUGCUUUGUUUAAAUGACAUCAGUGAAAAUGACGGUCAAAGCUUUGCUGCUUUGGCACCUGGAAGCAAGCAUGUUGACCAUAUGUACUGCCAUACUAAAGAAGAGUCACAGGUCCUAAAUAUGUCGAGCGCUGAAAAUGAGGUCUCUUCCAAGUCACAGCUUUCCUCAGCAAGUCUUUUGGAAAAAUCUGGAAAUACAAUUGGUAAUACAACAUCAACUACUGGAAACAUAGAGAAAAUGUAUGAAUCAGUCACAUGCCGUGAAAUGGAACCAUCAAAGAUGGUUGCUAGCAAGGAGUCAAGCCAAAACUUGUCAGCACUGAAUAGUGAAAAUAAAAUGGAAAGUACAGAUGCUGUACCAUUAAAUGAUAACGAUGACAUACUUAAGGUGCCCAAGGUUUACUCUUCUAUCAUGUCCGAAAAGAAUGUGGAGGAGCAUCUUGAUCAGCAGUUUCUGCCAGAAAGGGACAUGGCAGUUUCACAUUCUGAGGAAAUCCUUUGUCCUCAAGGUGCUUCUUUUGAAAAUGUUGCCCAUACAGUCAGCAUUCUCAAAGAUAAGACACUGGAUUUCAAGGAUGAGGAGAUCCACUCAGAGAUUGAAGUUAUGCGGUUGUGUGAUAGAUCUGGUGAAGCUGCAUCAGUUCAUCAAGAUCUUCCUAGUGCUCUUGUUCUAACAGGUUCCUGCACUCCAAAGACACCCACCCUACGCAGGAGUGUUUUGAAUGACCACACAGCCGAUAACUUAAUGAGCCAUCUGUGGCCUGAGCUCCCGGAGAGUCCCAUGCCUCCUCCACUCUUGAACUCCACAUCCCUGGCCAAUGCUUUGAGCUACACACCUGUUCCUCCAGACCCACCCAAGAAAACGGCUGUGGAACCUAAAUUGGCUUCUGCAGACCAUCAGAAGCUGUUCAGUGCACCUCCAAUUGUGGGCAAUGGGCCUCUACAGGAACAGCUCAGACAGAUGGCUGAACUGUUAAUGGUUGCAUCAGGAAAGGUGGUUGUUCCUGCUUCAGCACCAGUGAAUUACCACAAUGCUUUAGUGGGCACUUCUCCAAUAGCGAUGCGUAGCGCAUGUGUGGGGAGCACCCCGGUUCAGCGGAUGGAGCGGAGCGUUAAUACUUCAGGAGCCAUGGAGUUUUUAAAGGAAGUUUAUGUUUCUGAUGCCAGCACUUCAACAGACUCUCUGCUUUGGAACCUUACUCCUGGAAAUCUGGAGCAUUUGUCUAGAUCAGAGUUGGAGCAGAGACUGACUUCAACACUCAUCAUGGUGGAGGUUCUUUCCCAGCAGCUCACUUCUGCACGGGCUCAUAAUCCGAACAAAGACACUUCUCCAUCUGAUCUCAGAGAUAAACUCAUCCAGACGGACCACACUGAGCUCAAACAGAAUGGGACUUACAGAGAUUUGUAUGAGACUGCCCUGGAGAGAAUUCAGAGUCUUGAGCAUGAUCAUGAGGUUCUUCAAACUUUACAUAAUGGCAUUCAAUCAAUGCGAGUUGGGAUGAAUUCAUUUAAGUCAAUCACAGAGGAUGCCAUCUUUAAGAUGAAACAGAUUGGAAAAACUGUUAGUGUUGAUCAGGAAACUUUAUCUAGACAGGCCAGUCAGAUGAAGUCUCUUUAUGGGAGGUACAAGGAAGCGCUCCAUAGAAUGGAGCAGAAGAUGAAAGACAUGAAACAUCGCAUGGAUGAGUCUCUAAAGGAGAAAGAAGCGGCCUUCAGUGUAACACAGCAGUUGAGGGAUUACCAUACUGCUCAGGUGGCAGAACUAGAGCACACUGUUGGGUCUCACCAGGAACUGAUGUCAGCCCUCAAACUGGCCUACCCACCACUGGUUGAACUGAGCAAGUCAUACAUGGAAUCCAUCAAUGCAGCGAGUGUCCUUUUGAGAAGGAAGCAUGAAGAUCACAUGAGCUUGUUAGCAGAGCUGAGAAAGGCUCAAGAGCUGGUUCAUAGGAUAAACCCAGUGCUUCACCAGCUCCAUCAGAGGACUACAACCGCCGUGGAGCACAGCGAGCAGCAUCUGGCAAUGAGAGACAGAGCCAUGGAAGAAAGAAACCUGAUGGAAAAUGAACUAGAGCAUGUGAGGUCAAGCUUGCAAGAUGCCAGUCAACAGAUUUCAGACUUAAAGAUGCAACAGACCAUCAUGACUUCAGAGAUGUCAGUGCUGAGGGAGCAGCUGAAUCAGGCAGAGGAGGAGCGUUUUCAGCUGCAGAGGAGAAGCACUGAGCUCUCAGCCACUGUUACGUCCACACUGGCCUCUUAUGCCUUCCUAGAACAGACCCUCGCCUCUGAGACCAGCAAGUUGCAACAGUCAAUGUGUGAUGCACAGCAAGCUACUGAGAGAGCAAACUGUCUUGAAGAAGCGCUAGAAACAUCCAGGAAACAGCUAGAGGAAUAUGAGGAUGCUCUGUCGCAGAGAGAAACCCUGAUUAAAGAACUCCACACUGAAGCUGAGAUUUAUCGCCGUCAGCUCGGUCAACUGGCUCAGCUGCAGACUGAACUCUCCAGUGCAAAAGAAAUGAGUGAAUUCCUGCAGGCAGAACAUGAACUGGCACGGGAACAGAUGGAGGAAAGUGAGAGGUUGCUGCGGUGUCACUUACAGGGCCUCAGAGAGAGAAACCUGGAGUGUGAAGACCUCAGACUAGCACUUCAACAACUGCGGCUUGAGAAAGAAUCUCUUCAGGAAGAGCUGGACAGCACACGAGACAAAGCUCGCAGUAUGUUGCUGGAACAAGGAGAACAGAUGGCUCAGGCGUCUAAUGAUGUCCUGCUCCUAAACCACAGAGUUUCCUGUCUCACGAGUAUCUUAAAGGAAUCCCUAACCUCCAAGGAGUCAGAGUGCUCUGAUAAGGCAUUGCAGUCUCAUCGACAUCCCUCCAGCUCUUUUGUGGAUUCUGUUAUGGUGGCCAUGAUGAAGAUGCAGGAACCUGAGACAGAGUCUCCUGAGGUUUCAGAGGAGAGGGAAGUGCAACUAGUUGGCAUUGGCAGUGAAACCAGUGCUUUUACCCGAAUACCCCCAACUACUCACACUGAAGUGAAAGAGGAGAGACGGAGCCACGUGUUGGAGCUGUUGUCUGAUUUUGGUGAGACCAUCUCAGAUCUUCAGCUAACCAUAGACCAACUGAGAGUCCAGAAAGACACAGAACAGCAGACUUUGAAGCAGACCAUAUAUGGCCUGCAGGAGGCGCUGCAGGAAGAGUCUCAGAGAUGCACACUGGAGGUCUCAGAGCUGAGGCAGAAUGUGGACCGAUUGCAGGCACAGGUGGAGAAGGAUGCUUUGGUCCUGCAGCAGAAAGCUCAGGAUGAAAGAAACCUGAGAAAGCUCUGCAAUGAGAUGGAGGAAAAUCUGGAAGCGGCACACAAAUACAGAGCAGAGAAUAGUGAGUUGCGUCGAGAAGUUGCUGAUUUGCGUCGGCUGGAACAGCAGGCACAGGUGGAGGCUCAGGUCUUGAGGGAGGAGCUCAAUCGAACAGGUGUCCAAUCAGCAGCCAGCACCAAUGCAUUAGAUGAAAGAAUCAAACUGCUCAGAGAGGUUGAGAAGCUUAAGGCAAAUUUAAUGGAAGCUGAGGAAAAUCGUGCUAAGGUCUUGGAGAGGGCAAAACGACAUCAAAGGGUCCAUGCCAUGAACCAGAGUAAACUGGAGAGAGAACUACAUAUGCUUGAUGAUAUGAUUGAAACAGUGAGAAAGACAUUGUCCUCUAUACCUGAUCUUGUCAAGAGCUGUCCAGAACUACAAAAGCUUGUAGAAUUUCUUGGAUGAGUUAAUUAAAAUUCAAAAAUGUCAGUUUAAUUUUUAAAUGCAUAAUUGUUGAAUAAACUGGUUUCAUGUUUUGUUUUUUUUUUUUCUCUCUCUAUAUGUUUCUAUUUAAACUAAAGAAAAAUCUUCAGACUACGUUUAGGGAAGUGUAGGUCAGUCAGUUCAUUGUGUAAGAUUCAUUUUCCUCAAUUUUGUUAGUGAUAAAAUGUAUGGACACAUUCUGUUUAAUAAAUGUUAUUGUAUUAAUUUAAA